Messenger RNA from Cannabis sativa, 1294 nucleotides. Its product is annotated as putative U-box domain-containing protein 50. NCBI's taxonomy places the organism in Eukaryota, Viridiplantae, Streptophyta, Magnoliopsida, Rosales, Cannabaceae. Gene Ontology annotation, biological process: protein ubiquitination; protein phosphorylation. The record is from RefSeq and is a predicted model, not a curated record. The transcript has 2 exons. The coding region runs from base 148 to 1041 and encodes 297 amino acids. Gene Ontology annotation, molecular function: protein kinase activity; ATP binding; ubiquitin-protein transferase activity.
CCGAUUUUGUCAAAACAAAAAUUAUGCAUUUAAAUUUAAAUUCAUUCUCAAUAAAAAAAAUGAUUUUAUUCUAUUCUUAUUUCUAUAUAUUUUUUCAUUCUUAUUCUUGUGUUUUUAUUCCUCCCUUUAUUUAUUUAUUUACUUUUUAUGCAGGUGAAGUUUCUUGGCAAGAUUAGACACCCUCAUUUGCUUGGUAUGAUGGGCUUUUGCCUAGAGCCCAAAUGCAUUGUUUUCGAAUACAUGCACAAUGGUUCUUUGAAGGACACUAUAUUCUCAUCUUCUUCGUGUGGAGCAAUUAGGGCUCUCUCAUGGCACACUCGGAUCCAUGUUGCAGCACAGAUUUGCUCUGGCCUCUCCUAUCUCCACCUGGCCAAGCCCAUACCCAUUGUCCAUUCCCAACUCACAAUCUCCAACAUUUUUCUCGACCGCAACCUUGUUGCCAAGAUUGAUGGAUUUGGGCUUUCACAAGCCCAUCAUGAAUCCCACGUUGUAUCCGAUGUGCAGGCCUUUGGGCUUUUGCUUAUUCAGCUGUUGACUGGUAGGAAUUGGGCUGGGCUUGUGGACGAAGCUAUGCUUGUUGAUAAGGCUGCCCUUGUCCAGGUCUUGGAUAAGACAGGUGGAGCGUGGCCAUUGGAUAUUGUGGAGAGACUUGCCUUGUUGGCAUUUAGAUGUUUGGGCCCCACAAAGUUGAAGGUGGAAGUGGUGAUGGAAGAGCUUGAAGAGUUGAAGAAAAAGUGUGUUGAAUUAGUUGAUAGAAGAAGAGGUGAGAUUAGCAGUACUGAUGGAGGAGAAGGACAUGAGUCUUGUGAAAUACCAUGUGUGUUCCUUUGCCCUAUAUACAAGGAUGUGAUGAGAAAUCCACAUGUAGCGGCAGAUGGUUUUUCAUAUGAAAAGGAAGCUAUUGAAGCUUGGAUGAGAAUGGGAAAGGAUACUUCACCCAUGACAAACUUAAAGCUCAAACACAACUUCCUCAUACCUAAUAACUAUCUCCACUCUCUCAUUACAGAUUGGCACAUUAAAAGAUCCAUUCCACCACCUUAAUUAAAUAUUAUUUAUCAAUUAAUUACUACUAUAUAAUGACAAACACAUAGUUCACCAUGCAUAUGUAUUACUAUACUAUUAGCUUGUAUUUAUUGAGUGGAAACAAAGCUCUCUUACAUAAUCUACUAUUGUUUGUUGAUUUCCCUUUAUAUGCACAUAUACAUAUCUUUCAAAGAAUUAUCAUCCCAAAUCUUAAACUAAUAAAUAAAAUAAACUCAGUUUAGAAAAAGACAAAAAAUAAUUCUAAACCGCC